Cephus cinctus (wheat stem sawfly) is the source of this 358-nucleotide messenger RNA. RefSeq names its product hymenoptaecin. The record is from RefSeq and is a predicted model, not a curated record. NCBI's taxonomy places the organism in Eukaryota, Metazoa, Arthropoda, Insecta, Hymenoptera, Cephidae.
ACGUGAACUACGAACACCGACUUUCUGACACCGGAAGGCGGACAGUUGACGCCUACAGUGGACUGAACAUUCAAUCUGGCCGUGUUCAACCCCACGCUGGAGUUCGAUUCGAGCACAACUUUGACAAUGGUUUGUUCCUCAAGGGUUACGGUCAAGGACAGGCGGGACGCGGUGGCAGGGUGGAACCUCAGUUUGGCGCCGGAUUUGGUCUAAGAUUCAGGAGAGAUGUUGAAGCAGAAGAGACUGAUGCUGAAUUUGAAGAGCAAUAGAAAGUUGUUAUGGAGUUCAUGUAUUUGUCUCCUAGGGUGCUAUUUGAGAUUGUAUAAAUAUUUAAAUAAAUUUAUUGUUUAUAUAUAUA